Messenger RNA from Phaethon lepturus (White-tailed tropicbird), 1321 nucleotides. It is a transcript of the gene TRAF1, whose product is annotated as TNF receptor-associated factor 1. Gene Ontology annotation, biological process: regulation of apoptotic process; tumor necrosis factor-mediated signaling pathway; regulation of canonical NF-kappaB signal transduction. Gene Ontology annotation, cellular component: plasma membrane signaling receptor complex; cytoplasmic side of plasma membrane. The annotation marks the transcript as partial. NCBI's taxonomy places the organism in Eukaryota, Metazoa, Chordata, Aves, Phaethontiformes, Phaethontidae. The record is from RefSeq and is a predicted model, not a curated record. Gene Ontology annotation, molecular function: tumor necrosis factor receptor binding; zinc ion binding; ubiquitin protein ligase binding. The transcript has 7 exons.
UAGUUUGCUUCAGAUGGCUGAGAAAACAACCAGAGGCCUGCAGGAUGUCCCCGGCUCUUCUCCUGAUGAAAAUGAAUUUCCUUUCGGAUAUCCCUCUAACAUUUGUGAGGAUGUGCCUGACCAGAAGUACCUAUGCAGCAACUGCAAUAACAUUCUGAAGAAAGCCCUGCAAACGCUCUGUGGGCAUAGAAACAAUAAAAAUGCAAUUUGCCAGAAGUGUAAAGAGGAAGAUCCCAGCACUUUAAGUGAGGGAAGCCUACUGGCAGAAGAAAGGAAUUGCUCUACACCCUUAAUCGACAAGGAUGGAUGUCGUUUUUCUGAAGUCGGCUGUUCAUUUAGGGGAAGCAAAGAGAAGACAAAAGAACAUGAAAAAACUGCAGUUGGGGCCCACAUGCUGCUUCUGCUGCAGCACAUAAAGCAACUGAAGGCAAGCUUGUGCACUGCUGCCAAAGCUGCAAACAAUUUCUUCCCACAGUCAGAGCUGAAUGUGAAUGAUGCAGGAAAAAGCAUCUCUGAUCUGCAGAUCCCAGCAGGGCUGGAAGUCAAUGGGGAUGUGGAAGUAGACUGUUUUACUGGAUCUUCUGUUUCUGGAGAUGAAUCUGUUCUGCAACAACUUGUGAGGGAGAAAGUGAUCUCUGAACUAGAGAAUAAGCUACAUGUGUUUGAGAAUAUUGUGGCAGUGCUCAAUAAAGAGGUGGAGACCUCUAACUUGGAAAUCACAGCCUUUCGGAGACAGAGUGAACUUGAUCAAAAUAUAAUACGAGGCCUUGAACUGAAGAUUGCAGAGCUGCACCGUUGCCUGACGCAGAAGGAUGCAGGCCUGAGCAGUCUUCAUAAGAGUCUUCUGUUCUCUGAGCAAGCUUCCUAUGAUGGGGUCUUUCUGUGGAAAAUAACAGAUGUCGGCAGGAAGUUACAAGACUCUCUGACUGGAAGAACAGUCAGUUUGUAUUCACCAGCUUUCUACACUGCGAAGUAUGGCUACAAGGUCUGUCUGAGGGUUUAUCUGAACGGAGAUGGGACAGGAAAAGGAACCCAUGUGUCCCUGUUCUUUGUUGUCAUGAAAGGAGACUACGAUGCUCUGCUCCCAUGGCCUUUCAGACACAAGGUUACCUUUAUGCUGCUUGACCAAAAUAACAGGGAACAUAUUAUUGAUGCAUUUCGCCCAGACUUGACUUCUGCUUCAUUUCAGAGACCAGUGAAUGAUAUGAAUGUCGCAAGCGGCUGUCCCAUGUUCCUCCCUUUGUCCAAACUACAGUCGCCUAAAUAUGCCUACGUGAAAGAAGACACGCUUUUCCUUAAAUGUAUUAUAGAAACAAAUUAG